Molecule: messenger RNA, 5077 nt
Organism: Sarcophilus harrisii (Tasmanian devil)
Lineage: Eukaryota; Metazoa; Chordata; Mammalia; Dasyuromorphia; Dasyuridae
Product: zinc finger protein 665-like
Exons: 1
Coding region: 570-2000 (476 amino acids)
Biological process (GO): regulation of transcription by RNA polymerase II
Cellular component (GO): nucleus
Molecular function (GO): RNA polymerase II cis-regulatory region sequence-specific DNA binding; DNA-binding transcription activator activity, RNA polymerase II-specific
Source: RefSeq, a predicted model, not a curated record
AAAAAAAGUAAUGGAUCACACAAAAUCACUUAGGUCUCAGUUAAAAAAAAAAAAAAAAACAAACCUGUUAGUAUUCUGAAUGCGACCCCAAAUAAUAUAACAGGAAAAAAAGUUGAAAGUGAUCCCCAGAAAGUGGAGACAAUGAAAGGGAAAAAGAAAAACUGAGAGUGGAGUUAAGUUGACAGGUACUAUAGGAAGAGCAUAUCCAUUCACAGGUGAUAAAUUCCAGUCUCAAUUGCUGGGAUUUUGGUCAUGUCACUCAACCAUUGUGAGCUGAUGGCCUGAGCUGUGUGCAUAGUGUGAAUGAAGGUACUUUUAAUGUUGCACAGUGAGGAUCCAAUGUAUUUGUGUGUGAUCAUCUUUGGGAUGUGACCUAAUAGGAUUUUUAAGUGAUUGAUUCUGCCCAUUUUAGAUUUUUCUCUUUACCUGGGGAAAUAGAAAAUAACUUAGCAUCUGUUCUACUUAUGGAGAGAAGGGGAUAUAAAUAUAUGUGUGUGUGAGUAUGUAUUUGUGGUAUCUAUAUUCAUUUAAUUAUUGUUGGGGGGUUUUGUUAUUGUUCAGAAAGAGAGAUGAGACUUGAAAUGAAGGAACAUACUACAGAGCAAAGCCUUUCUGUGGUAGAAACUCACAAGCCAAGAUUCAUCAGUGAUGGUCCUUCUAAUUUCACUUGGAAAGAGAUCUGUGAUAAACCUGAGAAAAUCCACAUUGGAGAGAAAUCUUCUAAGCAUAAGCAAAGAGGAAAGACUUUCACAAAAAGUGGGGCUCUUACUAGACAGAAGAGUAUGCACACUGGAGAGAACCCUUAUGAAUGUAAUCAAUGUGGAAAGACUUUCAAAUAUAAGUACAAUCUUCCUGUACAUCAGAGAAUUCACACUGGAGAGAAACCUUAUGAAUGUAACCAAUGUGGAAAGACUUUUAGAUAUAAAGUACAUCUUACUGUACAUCAGAGAAUCCACACUGGAGAAAAACCUUAUGAAUGUAACCAAUGUGGAAAGGCUUUUACAAGUAGGACAGCUCUUACUAGACAUCAGAGAAUCCACACUGGGUUGAAACCUUAUAAAUGUAAGCAAUGUGGAAAGGCUUUUACAGAAAGGGGAGCUCUUACUAAACAUCACAGUGUCCACACUGGGUUGAAACCUCAUAAAUGUAACCAAUGUGGAAAGGCCUUCACAAAAAGGGCGGCUCUCACUAGACAUAAGAUUAUGCACACUGGAGAGAAACCUUAUGAAUGUAAACAAUGUGGAAAAGCUUUUACAUGGAAGAGUAAGUUGAUUGGACAUCAGAGAAUCCAUACUGGAGAGAAACCUUAUGAAUGUAACCAAUGUGGAAAAGCUUUUACAGAAAGGAGAGCUCUUACUCUACAUCAGAGAAUCCACACUGGAGAAAAACCUUAUAAAUGCAACCAGUGUGGAAAAGCUUUUACAGAAAGGAAAAGUCUGACUGUGCAUCAAAGAAUCCACACUGGAGAGAAACCUUAUAAGUGUAACCAGUGUCAAAAGGCUUUUAGAACAAGUGCAGGUCUUACUGUACAUCAAAAAAUCCACACUGGAGAGAAACCUUAUGAAUGUAACCAAUGUGGAAAGGCUUUUACAAAAAGGGAAUCUCUUACUGUACAUCAAAGAAUCCACACUGGAGAGAAACCUCAUAAAUGCAACCAAUGUGGAAAAGCAUUUAUACAUAGGGGACAUCUUACUAUACAUCAGAGAAUCCACACUGGAGAAAAACCUUAUGAAUGUAACCAAUGUGGAAAAGCUUUUACACAAAGGGGAGCUCUUACUGUGCAUCAGAGAAUCCACACUGGAGAGAAACCUUAUGAAUGUAACCAAUGUGGAAAGGCUUUUACACAAAAGGAAAGCCUUAUUAUACAUCAGAGAAUUCACACUGGAGAGAAACCUUAUAAAUGCAACCAGUGUGGAAAAGCUUUUACAGAAAGGGGAACUCUUACUGUACAUCAUAGGAUCCACACUGGAGAAAAACGUUAUAAAAGUAACCAAUAUUGAAAGGAUUUUUUAUAAAAAUCUUAUUUGUUUUUGCCAGAUCUGGGAUGAAAUUUAAUAAUGUAAUAAAAUAAGGAAGAUAACGAAUUAGGGAGAGAACAUUGAGAGAAGAUAUUGUGCUGCUGAUGCCUUCCAUACUUAGCCUUCUCUUGGUAUAAUCCUAUAGAGACAGUAAGGAAAGGGAAAAUUAAAGAUAUCUAGGGAUAGUAGAGAGCUUCUUAGGCACAUUGGAGCCUUCCUUUUCAUCUGGUCACCUACUUGAAAGGCAUGCUGGUGGAUUGGAAAGAUCACUGUAUUUGGAGUCAAGUGACAUGGGUUGAAAUUCUGGUUCUCUGCCUCUAUGGCCUUGGGAAAGUAAUUUAACAGUGCAUUCAGGUUAGAGUUCAGGUUUCUUCCAGCACUAAAUCAUAUUAAAAGACAAAAAGCAGUUUGAAGGUGAACCCUACUGUUCAAUGCCACUUAUUGCUGUGUUUUCCGCUUCAGUUUGGGUCAGUAAUUCAGGUGACUUCACUAAGACUUCUAGGUAUGAAGGCAGUUUGAAUAUUAGCAAGAUAUGAGGAAUUCUGGACCUAGCUCUUUUUUGAAUUAGGAAACUUGCACAUUAGUCCUAAAUGAAAGACUCUGCACAGCUUGUGAAAUGGGUUGUUUGCCAUAUUUAUUUAGGCAGAAAAUAUGUUUCCUUAAGAUGCUUUUUAAGAAUGAAAGAUUUAUAUCCAUCAGAUUGACAGUGAUGACCGGAAAAGCUGAAUAUAGUGUUGGAGGGCUGUAGAAUUAAAGGCACAGCAAUACAAUGUAUGUAGCUAUCAAUUGAGCCAACUAUUCUGAAAAGCUGUUUGGUAUUAGGAUUUGUUGAAAGGUGAUCAAAUGCCCAUAUUUACUGAUACCUAGAUCCUGCUGCAAGGCAUAAAGUCCAAGGAAGUAAGGGGGGGAAAGAGGUUCUAGGUAUGCUAAAGUAUUCUUUGCAGUGACUUUUUUAAUUUUAGUGUUUUCUUUUGGUAGCCAAAAAACAUAUAGAUGUAAAAAAAGAACAAAAAUAGUAGCUCUAUAGUUGUAGAAUGUCUAAACAAAUUGUGAUAAUGAACAUAUUGAAGUAUUUUGCCAAAAGAGAAAGUGGAUAGAAAGAAUUCAGAGGUGCAUGGGGAUAUGUAAAUGAAUGGAGAGCAAGACCAUGAGAAACUACAUAUCUGUUGAUUUCUCAAAUACUCAGAAAGCCUGGUCAAUGAACUCUUCAAUUUGAAAUCCCAUCUGACCAUGUAGAUGAAUGUCUGUAUCCAUUCUGUAAUUCUCACCUAGAAUCACACAAAUUCUCAGAGGAUCCGUCCAAUAUGAUGGAGUCCUUCCUUACUUUCUCCUACCAUCUGAAGGGCACUUGUCCAGUGCUCUACAAUUCUUUCAUAUGAAGUUUGAGCAAUGUCAAUUAUCCUCAACAGAGGACACCAAGAAAUUUCAGAAAAUCCUUUGAUAAGCAUAUGACUCCCUUGACAAUUGGAAAAGCUACUGCCAAAGAUGAUACCAAAUAGACAAUAAAUUAGCUUGUAAAAUCUAUUAAUGUUAUGAUCUAUUUUGUGCUGACAAAGGGAAAACACAACUCUGGGACCCUACAAUACUUUAGGCAGAAAUGGGGGCCAUCACCAUUGGGCUCAGAUGAUUCUGAAGGAUGGAGGGAGGAUGAUGAUUUUGCCCAGAUCUGUCUCACUAAAAUCCAAGUCACUUGCAAAUCAAGACUUGACCCACUCAUGUCAUCAGUGCCCUUUGAGAACAAAAGACCAACAAAACCAAUUUCAUGGAAGAUGCUCAUGAGUUCAAAAGUUCAGUUAUCCCAUCAAUCACUUUUACUGGAAGAGAAACCCUGAGCUAAGUUAGAAGUGCAGCAUUUUCAUAAAACACUCAAAUUCAAAAGGAAUGGUUCUCAUUACUCCCUAUAAAACAUUUCAUGUCAAGGAAUUUGUUAUCUUUUAUAUGUGUAGCUAUUCUGAUUCAGCUCGGGAACAUCCAUUGUUCUCAGUACUCGUCAAGAUGACUCCACUCCUGCAAAUAUUAUCUAUAGAUAUUUUUGUACAGUUAGAGGAAAUUUGUUAUCAGUCAGUUAUUUCUGUGAGAACCAGGUGGAAGGUAUCAACAUUUCCACAAUGAAAAGAGGGACUAUUGCCCGCUCCCCUUUCAGACAUUCAAUGAAUCAUGGUCAGAGUUUCACAGUUUAAGGCUUUCUUUUAAACUCAGUUCUCUGAAACCUAAUUCCACGAAAGGGGAAAGGGGACACUAUGGUCUAUUGUCCAGGACCAAACAGGAAUGGAAGAAAAUAAAUAAGUGUUUGUUUUUUACUCCUGAUGUGUAUUUUCCAUGUGCUUUCUUUAUAAUGCAUAAUAAAAGGGAGUCUAAUAGCUAAUAAAAAAAUUAAAAAAAAAAAAAAAACAGAAGAGGCCAGAUAGUAGGAAAUAGUUAUGUCCUAAAAACUUAGAAAAGAGAGAAUCCUGGAGGAGAGAUCAAUAGUGUGAAAUGCUGGAGAACAGGCAAGAAAAAUGGGAAUUGAGGACAGGAGCUCCUUAGAUUUGAAAAGAGAAGACCCCCCUUGGGAAUGGGGGAGGAAGAUGGAAAGAUUGAAAAGGUGCCGAACAGAGGCCAGAUUUUGGAGGUAGGAAGGGGUUCCACUGGGGAAUAUUCUUAGAUGAAGUAAGGGACUUCACCCCGAGGCUUAGGGGUUUUGUACCCAAAAAGCCAGAAUUGAGAUUUCUAGGAGAAUGUGGAAGAAAGGUAAAGAAACAAGAAAGGGUAAAUAUCAGGUGUCAAUGCUCCCAGCUAUGGAGCAAUCAAUGUUCUCCCUGACAGCUGCUGUGAUACACAGUAUUCUGAAAGGAAGGCACCAUGGGAAAGGGGAAUCUCUGAGGUUGGCCUAAAGCCAAUGGCAGAAAGUAUCUAGAGGGCAGAACUCAGAAGGAAUACCUUGGAGGCUUCUGAUUAUGUGAAGUGUACAGGCGAAAGAGAAAGACCAGAGGAGUAGGGGGCUAUGACCCAGAGAAUGAGCAUGUGGGUAAAACAGAAAGGGAAGAUGUACAAUAACAAGAAGGAGAGCAAUCUUCCUU